GCAUACACACCAUUUAUCACUUUGAUAAAUACGCGCUGCUGACCACAUAAAUUCAAUAACAUGUACUUGCAACAAAGUAAGCGAGCAGAACUUUUGGCGGUGGUGAGCAAUUCACAGAAGCGCAUACGUAUACGUACACAGGCAUCAGGCAUCAGCCCACAGUGGACAGCAGCCAUAUCGCCCAUUCAGCUAAGCAGCCUUGAUGCACUGUAAUCUAAUGCAAAUCUGGCGAACGAUUGUCACACACAUAUACAUACAAUUACGCAGAUGAUAUGAAGCCUGAUUGCGACAUUAAAAAUAAAAUGCUAUACAUAUGCGUUGUGUUGUGAUAAUUUCACACACACCUUGUGUCUAGCGUAUACACAGCUUCACUGCGUCACUGUCUCAGUGUCUGGCUGGACGAACGUGCUACACUCACGCCUUGCAUCACGCGUCUGCUCGUGCGCGUUUGUGCACGUUAUGUGUGUUUAAAUCAAACUGAGAAGUAUUUAAUAAAUUAAUUCCUGUUGUUGUCGUUUGCUGCGACAACUGAGACAUCUAUCACGCCGAGCAGCAACAACAGCAACAAAGUUGGAUGGUGUGACAAGUAAAGCUCGCCAUCGUACCACGCGUCGCUUUCAGAACGAGUCGGCGUCGACGACGACGACGACGACGCUGGCAACACCAUCGAUUUGGGAAUAAGUAUUAGAGCGAAACUCGCAUACAACACCUACAAAUGGCAAGCGAAACAAUUUAUUAAAUAGUGUCAUUCGGCUGACGGUUGGUGUUUUUAGAAGCAGUGGCUGCUGAUUGGUUUGGUGGCAUCAAGGAGGUAUAUAACUAUAUGGAUGUAUAAAAAAAUAAGCAAGCGCUUGGUUAUUCAAGAUUUCGCGGGCUGCAGAGAUUUUUCAAACUGGCCAUAUGAAUGGUGAUUUGCGUCGAUUUGUUAGGGACCCUGUCACCAGCGUCCAACGUUCCGUUGCUGAUGCGAGUGCUAAGUGCAAAAAAGUGUUAAUUUCGAGCAGCAGCAACGACAGCAGCAAGAAAAGUUGUUGCAAAAUAUAACUAAUUACAAAAAGAACAAGUGAAAAGUGAAAAUCAAAUACUUCUUGCUCACACAUUUCCCUUUGAGCUGACGGACGACGGCUAUACGCUCAUCAUCAUAAAUUACCCAAAGUAUAUUUACGAGUAUUCAUAUAUAUAUAUAUAUUAAAUACAUAUAUACAAGUGUAAGAGUAGUGCAACAUACAUAUGUACAUAAGUGUUUGUGCAGGUGUUUGUGAAUAAUUUUAUGUGUAUAUUAUAUAUAUGUGAAUUUGUUGUGCGUAUGUUUGUAUGUAUUGAGGCAUCAUGAAAAUGUCUGAGGCACAACGGACGGGUAUAAAAUGAAACCAAUUGCCAGAACUCAUCGCGUUGGGUACACUAAUGGCUGCAAGUUGGCGAAUUCCACAGCGAAUAGAAACAGAGGAGCAGCAACAAUAACAAUAAGAACAAAAAUAAAUGAAGCAGCAGCAACAGCAAUAGCAACUAAGUGUUUACAACAAAAGCAAAAACUCGAUCGAAUUCCAGAAGGUGCAAACAACAAUCAAGAAAACCAAAGUACAGCGACUAAUAGUGCAGCGACACAGAGGCGCAGUGCACAACGACAACGAAAACAACAACAAGAACACCAGAGAAAAUUACACCAGAAAACCAGGCAACAACAGCAAGGGCAACAUAAACAUCAGCUGCGAAGUGUAAAAGGCCGCCGUUUGGCAGUCUUCAGCACAUUAUGACGCGCUGCAGCAACGCAAACUAUUUGCCUGCAGACGUGGAGACGUUGAACGCUGAAGGACGUCGACAACGACAGCGAGAACGACGACUACGACAAGCCGUCGAACUGGUCACCGCCACAAACGCAAAUUUGCGCGAGGACGCGCGCAUUUACAGCAUGACAAAUCAGCCAAAUUGUAACGAUAUCUUCAUUUCAGCGCCGAUUGUAGCGACUGUAGACAACAACAACAGCAAUAACCACAGCAGAAACAGUCCCAGUGCAUACGGCAAGCGCAUUCUUUGUGCUAGCUUCCCUUUUGCGCCAAUAGCAACACUUGCAGCAGCAACAAAGUACGCUGCCACCGACGCCGGCAAGGUGAGCACAUUAACGCCAACUCCCGUCUCCGCGCAUUACUCCACCGCUGCAACGCAGAAACUCCACGUUAACCAAGAAGACUGUAAAAUAACGCCACAAAAGCAUGGUGCCACAAGAGCUGUGUCGCAGCAGUUUGCUUAUGCAGCAACAGACAGCCGCGCCGAUCACCAGCACCAACGAAGUCGGCAUAAUUUAGUCUUAAGUCGCGCUGUGCCACUUAUUUGUUUGUUAUUUGCGCUAUUCGCACUUCCCUCGCCAUGCCAGAGUCAACGUCUGUCAUCGGCGAGCACUUAUAUCUCGCCCUCUCUCGGUCCAAGUAUGUCGGACGAACUCGUAGCGCAUUACAGUGUUUUGGCUUUUCCGCGUCGGCGCUCUUCUGCAGGCGCAGAUGGCAUCACUGGGCUUAUGCAGUCUCGUGCUGUGGAUACGAGCGCCCAGUUCGAGGUAUUGGAGGGUCAACCGCGGGGCACGGUGGUGGGUUUUAUACCGACCAAACCCGAUUUCACAUACCGCUUUAAUGAGCCGCCUCGUGAGUUUACGCUCGAUCAUGUGACGGGUGAGAUAAAGACAAAUGUGGUGUUAGAUCGUGAGGGCGUGCGGGAUCGAUACGACUUGGUCGUACUUUCCUCACAGCCCACCUACCCGAUUGAGGUACGUAUUUUGGUGUUGGAUUUGAAUGAUAAUGCGCCGGAGUUCCCGGAGCCCAGCAUAGCGGUCUCGUUUUCGGAGAGUGCUGUCACCGGUACACGCCUUUUACUCGACGCUGCCACCGAUCGCGAUAUUGGCGUGAAUAGUGUAACGGACGACUAUCGUAUUGUGGCGGGCAAUGUAGAUGACAAAUUUCGUUUGGCUGUGACAACGAACCCCAGCGGCGAUGUGUCGUAUCUGCAUUUAGAGACCACGGGAAAUCUGGAUCGUGAAACUUGUGGAUUUUACCAACUGAAUAUAUCGGCGCGUGAUGGUGGCGAGCCGCCAAAAUAUGGUUACUUGCUCGUUAACGUAACAAUCGUCGAUGUAAACGAUAACCCACCGAUAUUUGACCACAGCGACUACAUUGUCUCGCUUAACGAAUCUGUGCCCCCUGGCACACCCGUGCUGCAGGUGAUGGCGUCGGACAAUGAUUUGGGCGAUAACGCAAAGAUAACAUAUUACUUAUCAGACACCGAGCAACAGUUUACCGUCGAUCCAGAGACAGGCGUCAUAUCUACAACAGAGUUGCUGAAUUGCCCGCAACAAAAUUGCCAGACCUAUGCACGUCCAGGCGCUAGUUGUCCAAAGAGCUGUGUAUUUACAGUUUUUGCACGCGACCACGGCUCUCCACGUCAGGAUGGACGCACCUAUGUCACCGUUAACCUCGUAGACACCAACGAUCAUGAUCCGGUCAUACGUUUCCAAUACUUUCCGCCCACCGGCACGUUUGCUACGGUGGAUGAAAAUGCGGCCAACGGCAGUGUAGUAGCAGCCGUGUCUGUGGUAGAUAUGGACGAAGGUCUCAACGGCGAGACCAGCUUACGCAUCAUAUCCGGUAACGAGCUUGGCCACUUUCGCCUGGAGAAGACACCAUCAUUUGACAUUGUACGCGUUAAUGGCGUGUUGGAUCGCGAGGAAAUUGGCAAAUACAAUUUGACAGUUGUCGCCAUCGAUAAAGGCUCACCGCCGCGUACAGCCACCGCACACCUAAUUAUCCAUGUCAACGAUGUCAACGAUCAUGAGCCCGUCUUUGAGAAGUCUGAGUAUUCGGCUGUGCUCAGCGAGUUGGCACCACCAGGCACGUAUGUGGCCUCCAUUACGGCGACGGACGAAGACACCGGUGUUAAUGCUUUGAUUUCUUAUGAUUUUGUGUCGGGCAACAAUAAACAAUGGUUUGCCAUUGAUCCCUCGUCCGGUUUGAUAACAACGCAGUCAGCUUUGGAUCGCGAAGUGCAAGACAGCGUGGAGUUGAGCAUCUCCGCACGUGAUGGCGGCCCAAAUCCGAAGUGGGCGUACACACAACUCAAAGUGACCAUACUGGAUGAAAACGACGAGGCACCACAAUUUUCACAACAACAAAUCAAUGUGACGCUGAGCGAGAAUACACCACCGCAAACAUUAGUUGCUAUGUUAACUGCAGCCGAUCACGAUCAGGGCACUAACGGCUCAGUGACAUACACGCUGGCGGGCAGUGUAGAGCGCAAGUAUCCGAAACAAUUUGCGCUCGAUUCGCUCACCGGCCAAUUAACGACGCGCAGUGUACUCGAUCGUGAGACAAUUGCGCAUUAUGAAAUUUUUGUGAUCGCACGCGAUCAGGGCGCACCACCACAAUCGGCCACCGCUACUGUUUAUCUGCAAGUGGAGGAUGUCAACGACAAUAGCCCUGUAUUCUAUCCCAGUCAUUAUUUUUAUGCGUUGCCUGAUGAUGCGGGCGACAACAACAACCAUCACAAUAACAAUCAGCACCACAGCCAAAACCAGGUACUGUUGAAAGUCACUGCCAGCGAUCGUGAUGCGGGCGAUAAUGCCUUAAUUACCUACCAACUGGAGUCAGGUGGCGAUGGGCAUUUCGUCGUCGAUACUUGGAGUGGUGCGAUAACGUUGCGCGCCGGCGGAAGCAGCGAUAUACGCCAGUCACCGAAAGCAUUGUACAAGUUGAAGAUUUCGGCAAAGGAUCGCGGUGAACGGCGCAGCGAGCAAGAUGCUUCGGUUGAGAUUGUGUUGCAAUCCAAAAUGGAGUUGCUCGAGUUCGACUCAUACGGCAGUUAUGAGUUUCAAAUUGUAGAAGAUCAUGGGCAAGAACAGGCGGUGGUGGGACGUGAGACGUUACGUGAGGUGGGUCGGGUUCAGGUGAAGUCACAUGCUGGCAAAGCGACAUUACCACCCAACAUUGAGUACACGAUUGUUUACGGCGAUGAGGAUGGGAAUUUUGCAGUGGAUCGCCGCACUGGUCGCAUACAAACGGCGCACCGCAUUGAUCGUGAAGCGCUAGCGCAAUAUCAGCUCACUGUGAUGGCGCGCACUGGGCUGGCGUAUGGCAAAUGCACUGUGAAUGUUGCAAUCGCUGAUUUGAACGAUAAUGCGCCGAUCUUUGCACAAGAUCGUGACGGUGAGAUACAGUUGACCGAGAACGCGGCUGUCGGUCAAGAGGUUUACUUGUCACGCGCACGUGAUCGCGAUUCGGGUAUGAAUAGCCGUAUCACCUACACGCUCACCUACAAUCCGGACGAGCAGUUUCGUAUUAGCGAAGCAACGGGCGUACUCCAAUUGCAGCGACCGGUGCGCGCCGCACCCGGUACGUUGUUACAUGUCGAGUUGAUGGCCACAGAUGGUGGCACGCCGCCACUGUCAACGCGACACACCAUCGACGUGCUCAUCGCCGAUGUCAAUGAUCAUACACCUGUGUUCGAUCACACAUCCUACGAGACAUCGUUGAGCGAGGCGACCAAGGUGAAUGCGCGCUUCUUUGCGCUGGCCGCCAGUGAUGCGGAUUUGGGAGCAAACGGGCGUAUCUCAUACGACAUAAUCGAGGGCAAUGCAGAGCGGAAAUUUGGUGUCUUUCCUGAUGGUUAUUUAUUUGUGCGCGCGCAGUUGGAUCGCGAGGAACGCGACUAUUACGCGCUUACAGUGGCAUGCCGUGACGGCGGUGUGCCGGCGCGUUCGUCUGUGGUGCCGGUAAUCAUACAUGUCAUCGAUGAAAACGACAAUGCGCCACAGUUCACAAAUAAUACCUUCACCUUUAGCAUCGCCGAGAAUGAGCCGGCCGAUUCGUUUGUCGGCAAGCUGACGGCGAUGGAUCGUGACAUUGGCCGCAAUGCGGAGUUGAUUUAUACGCUAGCAACGCAAGAGCAGGACUUUACCAUUGAUAUGCGUAAUGGUUUCAUAAAGACGCUGCAUCCAUUCGAUCGCGAAGAGUUGGUGCAGCGACGCAGCAGCGUUGGUGUAGGUGGACCAAUAAGUGGGCAGACGGCGAACGGCGCACUGGUGGGCGGCUUAGGCGAAGGCAUUAACAAUGGCAAUAACUAUUUACUUUUGGAGGCCAUUGUCUCGGAUAAUGGUGUGCAGCGCUUGCACGACAAGGUCAAGGUGAAGAUAAUCAUUACGGAUGUCAAUGACAACGCGCCGCAGUUUGUACGUGCGCCAUAUCGAGUGCAGGUCUUAGAGAAUUCUGUUGUGGGCACGCAGUUAAUGCGUGUCUACUCGGUGGAUGCGGAUGAAGGGUUGAAUGGUGACGUUUACUAUUCACUGGUUGAUGGAAACGAAGAGGAACGCUUUAUUAUGGACGAUGCGACGGGUCAGUUGUCUUUGGCACGUUUACUAGAUCGCGAACAACAGGCGACCUACAAGUUGACUGUUGUGGCGCGCGAUGCAGGCUUAAAAGUGCAACUGAGCACGAAUACUACCAUCACUGUUGAGGUGUUGGACGAGAAUGAUGUUGCGCCUGAGUUCGCGCAGACAGCCAGUGAAGUUUCGGUACUAGAGACGAGUAGUAUUGGUACUGAGCUGAUGCGCUUCCGUGCAACUGACUCGGAUCUGGGCGUCAACAGUCAGGUGACCUACAGCAUAGCAGGUGGUAAUCGUAAGGACACAUUUCACAUCGAUGCCAUCUCGGGCAGUUUGUACUUGCACAAGCCACUUGACUAUGAGGAGACCACAGUUUAUCAUCUGAAUAUAACCGCAGCGGAUGGCGGUACACCACGUCUAUCGAACAGCAUUGUUUUCACCGUGAAUGUGGUGGAUGAAAACGACAACCCACCCAGCUUUCCAAAUACAGCUAUAGUAAGACAAAUAAAGGAAGGCAUUGCAGUGAAAACGCCCAUUGUUACAGUCACCGCCGAGGAUCCGGACUCCGGUUUGAAUGGCAAAGUUACCUACGCCAUCACUAAGCAGGAUCCCGAGCAACCCGGUGGCCGACACUUCGGCAUCAAUACGGUCACCGGCGUUAUACAUACACUACGCGAAAUCGACCGCGAGAGCAUCGACACCUUCCGUCUGACUGUAGUCGCCACCGAUCAAGCCGAAUUACCCGAACCACAACUCUCCGCUGAGAAACUGGUUACAGUGAUCGUGGAGGACAUCAAUGACAACGCACCGAAUUUCGUUUCAAUGAAUGCCGCCAUUUUACCAAUGCAAACGGCGACCGCACAGAGUCACUACUAUCGCGACGGCCUGCCGGUAAUGCAUGUGCAUGCACGCGAUGCCGAUUCCUCCAGUAACGGGCUGGUUACCUACGAAAUGGUUAGCGGCAAUACGGAUUUGUUUAAACUGCAUCGCAAUACUGGCGCGAUAACUCUGCGUAAAGUAAUCGACCAGCCUGAGGUGCGUUACCAGUUGGCUCUCAAGGCCACCGAUGAGGCGGUGCAGAGUGAGCGUAAAAGCACCGAUGCGUACAUAACGAUCAUAACGACGGGCACGGCGUCGGGUCCCGCUUUCGAUCAGCGUGAACAGAGCGGUUCGGUGUAUGAGAAUGAGCCGACCGGUACGAGUAUUUUGACAGUUAGUGCGCGUCUAGAUGGCGCUGAAAUCGAAUAUUACGUAACGAAUGUUACGGCUGUCGGUACGCCGUGGGGCGCGAGUGCGGUGCAACAAGUCGAUCGUCUCUUUGAUAUUGACACCAAACUAGGCAUAUUAUCCACAGCGAAAGAGUUGGACCGUGAAGCAGGGCCGGAUACCUAUGAAGUGGAGGUGUACGCAAUUGCAUUGGGUGGUGCGCCACGCACAACGAGUACUAAGGUCACCGUCAAAGUAUUAGAUAAAAACGAUAGUCCGCCAGUAUUUCGUGACACACCGCUCUCUUUCAAUGUUAGCGAAGACUUGGGCGCCGGUCAUCACGUUGCCACGAUACGCGCCACGGAUCCCGACACGCUGGGUACGCUUAUCUUCAGUUUGAUUGGCGGUGGUGAUGAGAAAUUUCUAUUGGAACCUGAGACUGGUCGCUUGUAUUUGAAAGAUGCACUCGAUCGUGAGUUGAAGGAUAAAUAUGUAUUACAAUUGCGUGUUGGUGAUGGAGUGCAAAGCACGGAUACGACAGCAGAAAUUUCGGUCACCGACACCAAUGAUAAUCCACCGAUUUUCGAUGAACCUGUUUACUCUUUUGACAUACCCGAAAACGCCCCACGCGGCUAUCAAGUUGGUAUUAUUGCCGCCACCGAUCCGGAUUUGGGUGAUAAUGCGCUCGUUUCAUAUACCGUAAUUUCGGAUUGGGCCAAUGAUGUAUUCAGUUUGAAUCCACAAACGGGCGUAUUUACACUGACAGCACGUUUAGAUUAUGAAGAGGUUCAGCAUUACAUACUCGUAGUGCAAGCGCAAGAUAAUGGACAUCCCAGUCUCUCGACCACAUUGACUGUUUAUUGCAAUGUUUUGGAUUUGAAUGAUAAUGCGCCCAUAUUUGAUCCGAUGAGUUAUUCGAAUGAGAUUUAUGAAAAUGUAUCGAUUGACACACCGAUUGUAACAGUCACAGCGACGGAUAUUGACUCAGGCGAUAACGGGCGCAUCGAGUACGCGAUUACGUCGGGCGAUGAUAAUAACGACUUUGAAAUUGCUGCCAACGGUACGAUACGUACACGCCGUGAACUUGAUCGAGAAGCGAAAAGUUCAUAUAAUUUAAUUGUAACCGCAAGAGAUUGUGCUAAGGAAUUUCCAACAACAGCAACAACAGCUGUGGCUUAUAACGAAGGCGCCGCUGAGCAACAACAACAACAGCAACAGCAAAGUCAACAGCAACAGCAACAGCAACAGCGACGUCAACGUCAACACCGGCAGCAACAAUAUGUAGAGCAACAACCGCAACAACGUCUAUCAUCAACAGUACAGGUCACAAUCGUUUUGAAGGACGUCAACGAUGAAGCGCCCACCUUUACCUCGCCGAAUGACACAUCCGUACUCGAGAACAUCGCACCCAACACCGUCGUUAUGGUCGUCAAAGCUAUCGAUCGCGACGAGGGACGCAAUGGUUACAUCGAAUAUUUGCUCGAUGGCAAGAAAACGACCAACAACAAUGCCGAUUAUGAGGACGAAAAUACGAUACCCUUUACUUUAGGAUCCGUAGAUGGUCUACUACGCGUCGCCGGUCGUUUGGAUCGCGAGCUCCGCGCUAGUUACGUGCUCAACGUGACCGCUCGAGAUCGUGGCGAACCACCACAGUCCACGCAAACGCAGAUAACCGUACGCAUAUUGGACGAAAAUGACAAUAGUCCCGUCUUUGAUCCCAAACAGUAUUCGGCCUCGGUGCCGGAGAAUGCCAGUAUCGGCGCAAUGGUGUUGCAAGUAGCUGCGACUGAUAUAGAUGAGGGCGCCAAUGGACGUGUACGCUUCUCCAUAGCUGCUGGCGAUGAUAAUCGCGACUUUAGUAUUAGCGAAGACUCAGGUGCGGUGCGCGUUGCCAAGAAUUUGAAUUAUGAGCGUAAAUCGCGUUAUGUGCUAACGGUGCGCGCGGAGGAUUGUGCUGGCGAUGUUGUGGCAGCCGUCGCACAGCUGCAGGUGGGCGGCAAAGUGGGCGCAACGAGUGGUGCGAGUGUUGGUGGCGGCAGUGGUAAUGGUGUCGGCGUUGGUGGUGGCGGCGGCGGCGGCGGUGGCAUUGGUGUGACGAGCUCUAUUGGACUGGCCAAGCAUGCUGUGGAGCAGCGUGAGACGCGCUACGACACCGCCGAACUGACGAUCAUCAUCAUGGACAUCAAUGACAAUCCGCCCACAUUCCUGCACUCCCCCUAUCUGGCCUAUGUCAUGGAGAAUAUAAUACCGCCUAAUGGCGGCUAUGUGCUGACAGUGGAGGCCUACGAUGCUGAUACGCCGCCGUUUAACUCGCAAGUGCGCUACUUUCUGAAGGAGGGCGAUACAGAUCUAUUUCGCAUAAAUGCAUCGACAGGCGAAAUAUCGUUGCUGCGGGCGCUCGAUCGUGAGGCGAAGGCUGAAUACACGCUAACGCUGGUCGCCAUGGAUACAGGUUCUCCACCACUCACCGGCACCGGCAUUGUGCGCGUCAUUGUCCAAGAUAUGAACGAUCAUAGUCCGGAGUUUGCGCGCCCCUUUUAUUUGGCUAGCGUACAGGAGAAUCUACCCACCGGCACUAAGGUACUACAGCCCGUGGCGACAGAUAAGGAUAGCGGCGCUAAUGCCAAGUUGCGCUUUACGUUGCUCGGUGAGAAAAUCGACAAAUUCCAUAUCAACUCGGAGACGGGUGAAAUCACCACAGCCACUGUACUUGAUCGCGAAGAUACCGCUGUGUACUAUCUAACGUUGAUGGCGCAAGACAGCUCAGCGACGGAGCCACGCGCAAGCGCGGUCAAUCUAACAAUCACUGUGCUGGAUGUUAACGACAAUACGCCCAGUUUUAAUGCGGCUAGUUUUAAUGUGAAUGUGCCCGAUCGCAUAAAGGCGGGUGAGUUUGUGUUUGGCGCGCGUGCAACCGAUUUGGAUGAUGGCGUGAAUGCGCUGAUUUCGUACAAUAUAAGUGGCAAGGAUAUUGAUAAGUUCAUCAUUGAUUCGAAGAGUGGUGUGAUUAAGGCGAAGCUGCCGUUGGGCGCUCGUGAAAAUACGAGUUUCGACACUAUCUAUAGCAUAGUACUACACGCUAUCGAUCAAGGCGCCGAGUCGAGAUCAUCGAGCGCAGACCUCACUGUGCUAAUACGGCCGGGCAUACUCUUUCCGGUCUUCUCCUCACUGGCAAAUACACAAUUUAUGUUGUCCGAAGAUGUGCUGGAGGGCAAGGUUAUAACGACUAUCGCUGCGGAGUCGCCGAAAAAGGGUGCCGCGGGUAAAAUCAGGUAUGCCAUUGCGGGUGGCAAUAUUGGUGCAGCUGUGUACAUCGAUGCCAGCACCGGCGUUGUGACGGUCGGUAAGGAUGGGCUGGACUAUGAAACUGCGCAUACUUAUGAGAUAUGGAUAGAGGCCUCAGACUCGGAUCAACCACGUUUACGCAGCGUUAUGCCGCUCACCAUCAAUGUUACGGACGCAAAUGACAACGCGCCUGUUAUAGAUAAGAUGACCUACUAUGCGGAGGUACUUGAAGAGGAACCACCACCGCAAUUCAUUGUAAAGGUGCAUGGCACCGAUCGCGAUUCAGGCGAUAAUGGCGAACUGUCUUAUCGUCUGGUCGACGAUUUCGAAGGCACAUUUGAAAUCGACUCGGACUCUGGCGAAAUUUACACCACAAUGCGUUUGGAUCGUGAAGAGAUCGGCUCAUAUGAGUUGCUUGUGGAGGCGUUGGAUCAAGGAAUGCCACCAUUAACCGGCACUGCCACGGUGCAAAUAACCUUACUGGACAAAAAUGAUAACCCACCGAAGUUUACACGUCUUUUUUCGGUUAAUGUUACAGAGAAUGCCAACAUUGGAAGCUUUGUUAUACAAGUCACAUCCUCGGAUCUGGAUAUAGGUGCUAAUGCGAAUGCUACGUACAGUUUUACGGAAAAUCCGGGUGAGAAAUUCAAGAUAGACGCCAUCAGUGGCAAUGUGACGGUCGCUGGUUAUCUGGAUCGCGAGCAGCAAGACGAGUAUUUGUUGAAGAUAGUCGCCUCCGAUGGCGCUUGGCGCUCUGAGACACCCAUAACGAUAACCGUACAAGAUCAGAAUGAUAAUGCGCCCGAGUUCGAGCACAGCUAUUACAGUUUCAAUUUCCCGGAGCUGCAACGCUCCGUUGCUUUCGUUGGACAAGUGAUCGCUACCGAUCGCGAUAAGCAAGGACCGAAUUCGCUCAUCUCAUACUCACUUCAACAUCCAUCCGAUCUAUUCACCAUCGAUCCUGCGACCGGUGAGAUUCUGAGCAAGCGCACAAUGAAGUACAAACACUCGCAACACGAGAGCUCACCGGAAAAUAUGUAUUCAAUGAUCGUAUUGGCCACCGACAAUGGCAAGCCACCGCUGAAUUCAGAGUGUCUGGUGAAUAUCAAUAUCGUAGACGCCAACAACAAUCCACCGAAAUUCGAAAAGUCCACUUACCUCGCGCCAGUGCCGGAGCAUGCUGUGAGCGGUCUGCGCAUACUGAAGGUUCACGCUGUGGACGCACUCGACUAUGGCGUAAACGCUGAAAUCGACUACGUGCUGUUGAAUGGCAAUGCGUCCGAUUACUUUACGGUGAGCAAGCAUGAUGGUUGGAUUUCUGUAACGAAAGCACUCAACGUGAAAGCGAAUACCGCGUUCGUGAUCACAGUGCGUGCUACGGAUCGUGGUGUUCCACCACUGGCAGAUGAGACCCGUGUCAAAAUCGUAGUAACUGGCGAGAACAAACAUGCACCCAUGAUCAAUGCGCUCAGCCACCAGGUUAUAGUGCCAGAAAACGAACCGAUUGGGUCCACCAUACUUACGGUUACUGCGUCAGACAAAGACGAGGGUCCAAAUGGCAUGUUGACCUACUACUUCUCCGGUGGCAAUGAGCGCAAAGAGUUCAAUAUAAAUAAGGAAACUGGCGCUGUGACGAUACUACAGCCUUUGGACUACGAUCUCAUACAGGAGUAUUAUCUUAACAUAACCGUUGAAGAUCUGGGCUAUAAGCCCAAGAAGGCAGUAGCAAUGCUUACUGUAAUCGUAACGGACAUCAACGACAACCCGCCGCUUUUCAACCAGACAGAGUAUCACGCCUUCAUUCCCGAAAAUCGACCACCAAACACAUUUGUUUUCAAGGCGCAUGCGACCGAUAAGGACUCGCCAAAGAAUGCCAUCAUACGCUACACCAUCACCAGCGGCACGGGUAAGAAUCUGUUUAAGAUCAAUUCGAGCACGGGUGAGAUCGUUUCCUCGGUGACAUUCGACUACGAGGAAAGACGCGAUUACAACUUGCAAAUAAUGGCUGCUAACCCAGACACACCCAUGCACAGCACCGCUAUGGUUAUCGUGCACAUCACCGGUGUCAACGAGUACUACCCACAGUUUGUGCAACCCGUUUUCCACUUCGAUGUGUCGGAGUCGGCAGAGGUCGGCACCUCCGUUGGCUCCAUACAAGCAACCGAUAAAGACGCCGGCGAGGAUGGCAAAAUCUACUACCUAUUAGUGGGUUCCAGUAACGACAGAGGUUUCUCCAUCAAUGCCAUGACAGGAAUAAUGUACGUAUCACGGCACCUUGAUCGCGAAACACAAAACCGUGUUGUGCUUACCGUUAUGGCGAAGAACUAUGGUGGUAUACGCGGUAAUGACACGGACGAGGCGCAGGUUAUCAUCUCCAUACAGGAUGGCAAUGAUCCACCGGAGUUCUUGAAGCCACUGUAUACCACACGCGUCUCAGAGGCAGCACCGGUCGGCACGAAGAUCGCCAACGUCAAGGCCGUGGACAAGGAUGUGCGCAUGCAAAACAACCAGUUCAGCUACUCUAUUAUCAACGGCAACUUAAAUCAAACAUUCAAAGUCGACCCAUUCAGUGGCGACAUAGAAACUGCGCGUGCUUUGGAUCGCGAGACCGUGCCCGUAUUUAGUCUAAUUGUAGGCGCAAUCGAUACUGGCGUGCCACCACAAACAGGCACUACAACGGUGAAAAUCGAGCUCGAGGAUGUAAAUGAUAAUGGUCCUAUCUUCGAGGCCAGUGGCUUGACUGGUUAUAUCUCGGAAAAUGAACCGGCGGGCACUUCUAUAAUGACGCUCGCCGCCAGUGACCCAGAUCUGCCACCGAAUGGCGGUCCCUUCACUUACUAUCUCGUUGGGGGUAAGCACAAAGCUUUCCUCACAAUCGACAAACACUCCGGCCUAGUGAAGUCAACGAAAAGCUACGAUCGUGAGGCCACACCCACAUUGGAGGCUGCCAUCGAAGUUGAGGAUAAUGGUGAGCCAAGACAACGAGCACAACACGUGCUCACAAUCAAAGUGCUCGAUCAGAAUGAUAGCCCAUCUACGCCGCGUAUGGUGCAUGUGCUACUCAACACGUAUAACGACGAGAUACCAAUCGGUAAAGUAGCGGAUGUGCAUCCCAACGACCCGGACAUCACUGGUGACUAUAGAUGUAAGAUUUUGGCGAAUGCGCAGUCCAGUCCGCUCGGUGUGCUCACAAUACCCAACGCUUGUGACCUGCACACAACGCACAAGACGUCCGUCAACGGUUACUCAUACACCGUUUCGGGUAAUGAUGGUAAACACAAUGACGUUGUAUCCACUGUAACCUUGGGCUUUCAGAACUUCGAUAGUGACGCGGUGGCGCAAUCUGUGACCUUGCUGGUGUCUGAAAUGACAGCAGAACACUUCCUGAGCACGCACUACCGCAACUUCUUGGAACUACUUAAAUCGGCAUUUGAGCCCAGCGAUGAGCUGUUACUUUACAGUAUACGCAAUACAGGUGCAGAGGACGGUGAUCUAGAGCUAAUACUAGCAGCGCGCAGCUCGAAUCUGGCCUAUCGCACGCCGCGCUAUAUAAUCGAGCGUUUGAACAAGAAGCGCGAUUCAAUGGAUCGUCUGCUGCAAAAUUCUGGUGGCGUUAUAAUCGGUUACAGUCCUUGCACUGCAGCCACAGCAGGUGCCUGCGAAAAUGGUGGCAUGUGUAGCGCCGAGAUACGCGUGCAGGAAAGCUUACACUCUCUGAACAUCAUAGACAGUCCAUCGCUCAUCUUCAGUGGACCACGUGUCUCACACGACUACAGCUGUAAAUGUCCAGAUGGCUAUACAGGCCAACAGUGCGACAAGCAACAGGAUCCCUGCUCGCCAAAUCCGUGCGAAGCGAACGCUCAAUGUCGACGCAUUGCCUACGACUUUCAGUGUAUUUGUCCGCCGAACCGUGAAGGUAAAAACUGCCAGCUGCAACGUGGCGAUGUAUGUUCCAGCAACCCCUGUCGUAAUGGAGGCUCGUGCAUGCACAGUCCCGAUGGCGCUUCAUUCUUCUGUCUCUGCCGCCCUGGUUAUCGCGGCAAUCAGUGCGAGCAUGUAUCCGAUUCAUGCCGCCCCAACCCCUGCUUGCAUGGCGGACAGUGUGUCAGCUUGAAACCAGGCUAUAAAUGCAGCUGUGCGGAUGGUCGCUACGGCAGACACUGCGAGCGCGCUACAUUCGGUUUUCAGGAGCUCUCCUACAUGUCGUUUCCCGCGCUGGAUGCAGCAACUAAUGACAUUUCAAUUAUCUUUGCCACAACUAAGCCGGAUGGUUUGCUACUAUACAACUACGGUAUGCAGACGGGAGGACGUUCAGAUUUCAUCGCGAUUGAGAUUGUGAAGGGUAAGGCGUUCUUCUCCUUCGGUGGCACACGCACUGCUAUAACAACCGUCGUAGUGAGUGCGAAUAGCAAAGAGAGCUUGGCGGACGGUCAGUGGCAUAAAGUAACUGCCACACGCAAUGGGCGCGUCAUGUCGCUGAGUGUGGCCAAGUGCACGGAAAACGGCGAUGCGUGCGAAGACUGUCGACCUGGUGAUGCUAAUUGCUACGCACAGGAUGUGGGUCCAAUUGGUACUUUGAACUUCAACAAGCAACCGCUACUCAUUGGUGGACUCGCAUCCGCGGAUCCGGUGCUCGAGCGUCCCGGGCAAAUUCACACAGACGACCUUGUUGGUUGUGUGCACAGCGUAUCGGUGAACGGACGCGCCUUGAAUUUGACCAACCCACUCAAACAACGUGAUGUGCUGCCCACCUGCAAUCGCAAUGCUAACGGCGGUCCGUGUCAGCGCAGUUUACCCAAUGAUCCGGCGCUCUCACUUUGCGGCGACUUCGGUACUUGCAUGGAUCGCUGGCACACAGCGAUGUGUCAGUGUGGCGCCAAACUGCUCUCUCCAGAUUGUUACAGCUCUUUGGACCCCAUCACCCUCACGAAUGGCGCUUUUGUAGAAUUCAAGAUAUCCGAGAAGCAUCGUCGCAUGCAACUCCUGGACAACUUGUAUGCUGCCAGCAAUAUAUGGUCAUACGAUGUUGCACGCCGCAGACGCUUCACUGUGAAUAGCGACAACUUAACUGCCUUGGCUCAAGUUAUUGACCUGCCAAAGUCUAUGAGUGUGCUCUUCCGCACCUACAAAGAGGAUGGUUUGAUAUUAUUUGCGGCCACAAAUAAACAGUACACCGCCGUUGAGCUGAAGUCCAGCCAGUUAGUGUACUACUCCAAGCAGAACAGCGUUGUGAAUAUGACCAUCCAACAGCCGGAUAAAUUGAACGACGGGAAGUGGCAUAAUCUCACACUCUACACCUCGAACCGUGUGCUACGUUUGCUGAUAGACGGCAACAAGGUGGGUGAUGAGCUUGAUUCAGCCGGCGUUCAUGACUAUCUGGAUCCAUAUUUGACGGUGCUCUCCAUAGCAGGCGUGAGACGCGAGCACUACCCACAAGAUAGUACGCCCGCCAACUUCGAGGGCUGCAUUGCCAAUUUCACAAUCAACAACGAAGUGCAGCCCUUCAACGGCUCAGGCAGCGUCUUCAGUGAGGUACUAAUGCGCGGCAAAGUGGCUUAUGGAUGCACGGGCGAUUUGGGUAUUGGCGCAGCACAAGCCUCCGAUCCGGUCAGCAUCGGUAUUACACUCGUGAUUGUCUUCUUCGUGAUACUUGUUGUUGCAAUUUUGGGUUCUUACGUCAUUUAUCGCUUCCGUGGAAAACAAGAGAAGAUUGGCAGCUUAAGCUGUGGCGUGCCUGGCUUUAAAAUGAAGCAUAGCGGUGGCGCUGCAACUUCGCAAAAUCAAGCAGAUCAUGUGUUGUCCCGAGGUAGAGGUGUACAUGCAGGCGAUGGACCAGUCAGCUAUCACGUAGACAGUGGUGACUUAAUACGCGGCGUAGGCGGUCAUCAUAUGGUUGGACCUGAGCUUAUUUCGAAGAAGUUCAAAGAGCGAGAAAUCAAUUCCAAUGAACAUCAACAGCAGCGGCCACAACGUCCAGAUAUCAUCGAGAGAGAGGUGGUUAGCAAGAGUCCGCCACUACGUGACGAACAUCAUCCACCGAUACCACCGCCCAGUCAAUCGCACCAUCCGCACGACCAUGCCAGCUCCGUUGACUUGGGUUCGGAGUAUCCUGAGCAUUAUGACCUGGAGAAUGCAAGCUCGAUAGCACCAUCAGACAUUGACAUCGUGUACCACUACAAGGGGUAUCGCGAGGCAGGUGGCGUACGCAAAUAUAAGGCGACACCAGCACCCGUCGCCUCCUACACGCAUCACAAGCACCAGGCGACGGCCACACAACAACAGCACCGGCAUUCACCACGUCACGGCAUCGGUGUCGGUGGUCCAUUCGUGCCACGUGUGCCACCACAAACUAGUCAACCACCACCACCCACAAGCACACCACGCCCACAUCAGAGCACACCAUUAGCGCGUCUCUCACCCAGCUCCGAAUUGAGCUCGCAACAGCCGCGCAUACUUACACUGCACGACAUCUCCGGCAAGCCGCUGCAAAGCGCGCUACUCGCCACCACCUCCAGCUCGGGGGGUGUCGGCAAGGACGCGCUGCACAGCAAUAGUGAACGCAGCUUAAAUAGUCCCGUAAUGUCACAAUUAUCCGGCCAAAGUUCCAGCGCGAGUCGUCAAAAGCCCGGCGUUUCAGCGCAAUCGCCAGCACAAGCGCCCAUUGGACUGACGGCUGAAGAGAUCGAACGUCUAAAUGUGCGCCCACGCACAUCCAGCUUGGUGUCCACACUCGAUGCGGUAUCCUCCAGCAGCGAAGCGCCACGUGUACCCGGCGGUGCACAUCACAUAGCGCUUGGUGGCGGACUGCACAACACCGAUGUGGAUGCGCACAGUUCCAGCUCAACCGAUGAGAGUGGCAACGAUAGUUUCACUUGCUCAGAAAUCGAGUAUGAUAAUAAUAGUCUGAAUGGUGAUGCAAAAUAUCCCACAAGCAAGGCGGUGCCGGAUGAUCGGCAAGAACGCAACGCGGUGGGGCGAGCAAUGAGCGGUGACGGCGUCGGACCGAGCAUGGGUAAAGUGCCGCCAAUGCCGCCACAUUCAUACGACGGCUUCGACUCGUCCUUUCGUGGCUCACUCAGCACUCUAGUCGCCAGCGACGAUGACAUCUCCACACGUAUGGGUGGCAUUUAUCGACAAUUAAACGGGCCGGGCUCACCAUCACAGCCGAGCUUGGGUUGGAAUUAUCUGCUUAAUUGGGGGCCGAAUUUCGAGAGUUUAAUGGGUGUGAUAAAAGACAUCACCGAGCUGCCAGAUGCGGUGGGCGAGCAGCAGCAACUGCAGUCAACGCUUUGUAUGCCUGGAAAUACACAAAAGAACUCUGAGGAAUAUGUAUGAUUGCUUGAAGAGGGAAUGGGGGAGGAGUAUAGGUAGCAUAGGGUAAGCUAAGGGAUAUGAGAUUUUCCGUAUGUGAGAAAGUAAAAGCUAAAUACGUGAUGUAGUGUAUUUGUAUAGCUUUAGCAAAUAGUUUUAUUUUUCUUUUUAGUUUUUUAGUUUAUUUAAAGGGAAAGUUAUAGAAUUUACUGCCAUUAAUUAGGACUCUCAAAAGGGAAGGAAUACUGUAAUUACUUAAGGAGUCUAUUUAGGAUUUUCGCCUCUAUCGUGGCGAUUUAGAAAUUUUAAAAUGUAAUUUUUAUUUCGAAAAAACGAAAUUUACAAAAAUAAGUUUAUAAAAAAAUUUCUAAAAUUAUGAUGUCUUCCAAUACCACCUUCUGUAUUUAUUUAAUAUUUGUUGAUUUUAUUACCGUUAUCUAAACUUAAAAAAAAAUCAUUUUGUACAGCAUUGAUUUGAAAAUUGUUUAUAAUUCAUUCACUCCUUUUUUACUCCUACUGCCAAAUAUUUGUGAGAAUCCAUCUGUUGGCAAGAUUUAAUGCCUCAGUUUAUUAAUAAUUGGAUAAUUAGAUUUCGCACUUCACACAGCACACACAACACACUCUUAGUACAUAAUCGUAACUUAGACUUCGUAGCUUAAGACCUAAAAUAAUUUCUUAUUAAGACCCAUUGUGUUUUGACGCCUUGUAUCAAGGUCUGUGUCCUAAUUCUAGUAGCGUUUAGUUGUUAGUUUUGCUUUUGUACUAAAUAGAAUAGCCAAGUAGCGCCUAAUUUAAUACUAAAUUAAGUGCUAAUUUAAUUAAUUUCGAUUUAGUUAACCAAUUUAAUUAAUUUAAUGUCCAGUGUUAAGCUUUCGAAUUAGAAAAACUGAAUUUUAAGUACUAGAAAUAAAUUAUUAAAAAAUACGU
Messenger RNA from Ceratitis capitata (Mediterranean fruit fly), 19090 nucleotides. It is a transcript of the gene ft, whose product is annotated as cadherin-related tumor suppressor. The transcript has 11 exons. Bases 1751 to 18187 code for a protein of 5478 amino acids. Gene Ontology annotation, biological process: homophilic cell-cell adhesion. Gene Ontology annotation, molecular function: calcium ion binding. Lineage: Eukaryota; Metazoa; Arthropoda; Insecta; Diptera; Tephritidae. Gene Ontology annotation, cellular component: cell-cell junction; plasma membrane. The record is from RefSeq and is a predicted model, not a curated record.